CGAGCGGUAGCGACGGAGCUAGCCCCGCGUUGAGCACCACGUAGCGAGACAGCGGCGAGGGUGCACGGCGGUCAAUCGGCGAGAGCACGGCUGGGCUCAGACGAUGUGCGUUGUUGUCUCAGUUCCGUCCUGACGGGACUUGGUGCCGGGUUGGGAGUUUGGAGCGCGGUGUCGAUCCGCAGUGGGGAGUAGCGGUCAGCAUGGAGGCAGGUGGAUCCACCCGGGAAACUGCGACCGGUUCUGAAGUAUAAGAGGACUCCCGUAGCGAGGCCUGGCGGACGCCGCGGCUGAGGAUGGGGCGGCUGAAGUUCGGGGCGGUCUGGCGGUGUCUGGCCGCCAUCUUGUUUCUCCUGGAACAACUUCCCGUCUGCUCGCCGGAAGUCGACGAAGCGGACGGAUACGGAAGUGGAAGUGACCCCGAUAGAACCUUCGUUGUGGUCAGGCGCCAUCGUAGUAGUAGUAACAACAACAACAAUAACUUGGACGAUGAGCACUACGAAUCUUCGGCGGGAAGCGGCGCCGAUUCGAUAGAAGACUCCUACAUCAUCAGUCCUCUCCAGUUCAGCCCUAGUGCGGCCGCGCCCUUCACUCCUAGUGACGUCACAAGUAACGGUUCUGACUUGUUCUUCGCUCCUAUCGUCAUCGAGAGGAUGACCGAACCUCCAUCAGAAUUGCUCUCCAGAACAAGACGGACGUCUUUGAUACCAGACGUUGGGGCGGAAAAGGAGUACUUUUUCAGGAGAGACUUCCCGCCCACCGCGUCGGAGGAAGUCGAACAAUCUUGGUACGCGGAUUACGAAUACGAAGACGGCGAAAUGCCGCAGAACGACGAACCGUACAAACCUGGGACGCCGGAAGAGGACGUCCACAUCGUCAGCUGCCAAAUGGACGUUGCAUGCAACCCUAACGACCCUCUCGCGAAGUGCACCUGCAAAAAUCAGAUCGAGGCGUUCGGGGAGGCCCGCUGCAUCAUACCGAAAGCGCGCGUCAGCCAUAUAUCCAUGGCCAACUCGGGGAAAAUGAACGUGUUCUGUGUAGGGGUGACCCUGACCCCGCCUGACUCUGACAGCGAUUACGAGAUGCAGACCAGGUGUAAAUACUACGGAGGCAACAACGAGAAGUACAAGGUCUACGUCACCAAGAAAGUUGAGUUGGACGAAUUGUCGGCGACCGAAAAAGUCAGAUACCGGGCCUGUCUGGAGCCCCUAAAGGACUGAAACAAGCCCAACUCUGUGAGUGUAGAUAUUGUAGUUCUUUUGCAGGACUUCCGUAAAGUUAGAGCUCAAAUGUCUUGUAACAUAAGGUGACGAUACAACACCCUGUCAUCUGUCCUUCGAACCUGAUGAUGAUAAACUUUUUGCUCAAGGCAGUUCUCAAAGCCAAACCAGGGACUAAACUAAAAAGAUUGAAGUUAAAAUACUUCAUAAAUUGGACCAACUGAUACCUGUAAAUGCCAUUCACCACUCGUCUGUUUAAUGAAAAGAAUGUGAUGUCAUCUUCAAAUGCAUGGCGUCACGGGGACGACCUAGCUAGGCCCCAGUUCAACAGGAUAGAGACCGUUGGGAAA
This is a messenger RNA of Branchiostoma belcheri (Belcher's lancelet), 1567 nucleotides long. RefSeq lists its product as uncharacterized. NCBI's taxonomy places the organism in Eukaryota, Metazoa, Chordata, Leptocardii, Amphioxiformes, Branchiostomatidae. Bases 294 to 1217 code for a protein of 307 amino acids. The record is from RefSeq and is a predicted model, not a curated record. The transcript is spliced from 2 exons.